Dentiscutata heterogama is the source of this 178-nucleotide messenger RNA. The record is from the annotation of a GenBank genome assembly. Lineage: Eukaryota; Fungi; Glomeromycota; Glomeromycetes; Diversisporales; Gigasporaceae.
AUCUCAAUACGAUGACGUUCAGAGUUGUAUAAGAGGUCUCUAUCAUUCUGCUUCAAAACAACUCUAUGGACGUGAACAGAUGAUUGUAAUCGAAUCACAACAUUGGACGACUAAUAAUCUUUGUGCUAGGCAUCAUCUUUGCUAUUUCCAUAUCCAUUCUUGUAUUGUAAUAGCGUUG